GCGGCGACUCGCAAUCCCAGCCGCUGCCGCGCCGUUACGGCGAGCGCCCGCGCCGGUACCUGCGUCCGGUGACAUGUUGCAAAAACCGAGGAGCCGGGGCCGCUCUAGCGCCCAGGACGAGAGGGGCAGAGACAGGAGCUGCGACGGAGACACCCGAGCUUCCAGAGGCGGCGUCGCCGACGAGGCCCCGAGCACGUCCCGCGGGCCGGGCGGCUCGCAGGAGGCCAUGGGCACCUCGCCUCAGGGCGCCCGCCAGGCCCGGGCCGCCCCCACAGUGGGGCCCAGGACCCAGAAGCAGCUGGAGCUGAAGGUGGCCGAGCUGGUGCAGUUCUUGCUGAUUAAGGACCAGAAGAAGAUUCCGAUCAAGCGGACCGACAUACUGAAGCACGUCAUUGGAGACUACAAGGACAUCUUCCUGGACCUUCUCAAACUGGCUUCCGAGCGCCUCCAGUACGUCUUUGGGUACAAGCUGGUGGAGCUUGAACCCAAGAGCAACACCUACAUCCUGAUCAACACCCUGGAACCCGUGGAGGAGGAUGCCGAGGUGAGAGGUGAUCAAGGUACGCCCACCACUGGCCUUCUGAUGAUUGUUUUAGGGCUCAUCUUUAUGAAGGGCAACACCAUCAAAGAGACUGAAGUCUGGGACUUUCUGCGGCGGUUAGGGGUGUACCCCACCAAGAAGCAUUUAGUAUUUGGGGACCCAAAGAAACUCAUUACUGAAGACUUUGUGCGACAGCGUUAUCUGGAGUACCGGCGGAUACCCCACACUGAUCCUGUAGACUACGAAUUCCAGUGGGGCCCCCGAACCAACCUGGAAACGAGCAAAAUGAAAGUUCUUAAAUUCGUGGCCAAAGUCCAUAAUCAAGACCCCAAGGACUGGCCGGCGCAGUACUGUGAGGCUUUGGCAGAUGAGGAGAAGCGGGCCAGACCUGAGGCUAGUGGCCCAGCCCCAUCCUCUUGAGAUCUGAAAAGGAUUCAGAGGAACUCCUGGGACAAGGGUCUGAGACCCAAAAGCACAAUGCUCUACGUAUAUGGGAAGGGGGACCUAGGGAGCAUAUUUGUCUAGGGCUUAAAUGUGUGUAGCUUUAAGAUGUGUGUGCAAAGCUUUGUUCUUUUAAUAUUGUAUUGUUAUUCGGUUCCAAGUUUUCAUUUACAGACAGAGAAGCAUUUAUUUUUACUUUUUUGCGGUAUAAAAAUUUGCUAGCUUAGUAAAUGAAUUGGAAAACUACUGUGAUCUGGAACCGUUUAUGUAAGAAGGAACACAUAAGUAAAUGUUUUGGUGCCAAGAAUAUAAAAGCAGAGUAGCUACUACCUGGUUUCUUAACUACCCUAGUUUGUAAAGAAAAAUAAAAGUCUUCAUAAAAUUAA
This is a messenger RNA of Propithecus coquereli (Coquerel's sifaka), 1368 nucleotides long. RefSeq names its product necdin-like 2 (gene NSMCE3). The transcript has a single exon. The record is from RefSeq and is a predicted model, not a curated record. Gene Ontology annotation, cellular component: nucleus. Gene Ontology annotation, biological process: negative regulation of transcription by RNA polymerase II. The coding region runs from base 74 to 961 and encodes 295 amino acids. Lineage: Eukaryota; Metazoa; Chordata; Mammalia; Primates; Indriidae.